Homalodisca vitripennis (glassy-winged sharpshooter) is the source of this 1032-nucleotide messenger RNA. Its product is annotated as metabotropic glutamate receptor 8-like. Gene Ontology annotation, biological process: regulation of synaptic transmission, glutamatergic; G protein-coupled glutamate receptor signaling pathway. Bases 1 to 1032 code for a protein of 343 amino acids. The transcript is spliced from 7 exons. Gene Ontology annotation, molecular function: group II metabotropic glutamate receptor activity. The record is from RefSeq and is a predicted model, not a curated record. Lineage: Eukaryota; Metazoa; Arthropoda; Insecta; Hemiptera; Cicadellidae. Gene Ontology annotation, cellular component: membrane.
AUGUGCCGGCUGGCUGGAGCUGUGACUGUCGUGGUGGUCUCGUUGCUGCAGACCCCUCACUGCCUGGCCAGACCCUACCUCAAUGUCUCCGGGGAGAUCAUGCUCGGGGGACUCUUCCCUGUCCAUGCUAACGGCAAGGGAGUCACGGAAUGUGGAGGAGUUCAGGUAGAGGACGGCAUGCUGAUGCUGGAGGCUAUGCUGUUCAUUGUUAAUGAAAUCAAUGAGAGGACAGAUCUGCUUCCUGACAUCAAGCUUGGAGUGAUAGCAUACGACACAUGUGAUAGUCCGGCAUACGCCCUGGAACAGUCUUUGGAUUUUAUCAAAGGAUUUAUUGCCCACUACAAUGGUAACAAGCUUCACACCGAUCACCCUAAGGAGUUCGUGUGCAGAGAUGGAGAACCACCGGAGUACCGAGGUGGUAACUUUGACAAAGUUGCAGCACUUAUAGGGGAGCAGUCCAGUGCUGUUACUAUGCAGAUCGCGACAAUGCUGAGACUGUUCGGCACUCCUAUUGUCAGCUACCUGGCCACUUCCCCGGCCCUCAGCAACAAGGACAAGUUCCCCACGUUCUUCCGCACCGUUCCCAGCGACAUCAAUCAGGCCAACGCGAUGUUGGCACUCAUCAGUCAGAUGAAUUGGACCUACGUAUCCAUCGUGUACGUGGACACUGAGUAUGGGAACCAAGGAUACGAGACACUCAACACCUUGGCUCCCGAGUACGGCGUCUGCUUCUCCACGCCGCUGCGAGUCAGCAACGAACACUUCUCCGACGUUGACUACGACAGGAUCGUCCAGAAGCUGGCAAACAACUCCGACGCUAGAGUCGUGGUGGUGUUUGCGGAGAAACCAACAGUGGUGUUACGGCUCGUGGAGUCCACACGGCGUAUGAAGGUCGGCAACCGCUUCGUCUGGGUUGGCUCUCACGGCUGGACCGUCACUGACCAUCGCGAGCAUCACUUGCCGAUCGUCUCCAAGCUAGAAGAUUCAUUGGCCACUGUCAACCGUCCAAACCGUUCGAAACUGGCCAAUUAA